This is a messenger RNA of Sclerotinia trifoliorum, 907 nucleotides long. The record is from the annotation of a GenBank genome assembly. NCBI's taxonomy places the organism in Eukaryota, Fungi, Ascomycota, Leotiomycetes, Helotiales, Sclerotiniaceae.
GACUUCCCGCAACACUACAUUCAUUAACACCAUAACAUUGUACAAACACAAUUCUCCUUCCGAGCAGUACGAAUCUCCCCAUAUUCUUACUCGUCCUAUUAUUCGCUACCAUGGUCAAGAAGCUUAAGAAAACCAAUAACACUUCCACAAUCUCUCCGCUCGAUACCCCGCCAUCUACAUUCGCAGAUGCCCUUGUACUCCCGAAACUCAUCGUUUUCGACCUUGAUUAUACGUUGUGGCCCUUCUGGGUAGAUACACAUGUCACACCUCCGAUAAAAGCAAACUCAGAACAUUCUGCGACUACCGAUCGUUGGGGAGAGAGUUUUGCCUUCUACAAUGAAGUACCCUCGAUUCUCACACAACUCAAAAAUCAUGGCAUAAUGGUUGGAGCGGCAUCUCGCACAUCUGCUCCAGAUUUAGGGAGAGAGAUGUUGAGAUUGCUACACGUUAUGGAUAUAGAUGGGAAGAAGAGGAAGGCGAUUGAAUUCUUUGAUCAGCUUGAGAUCUAUCCAGGAAGCAAGAUUACGCAUUUUACCAAACUACAGAAGAGCACGGGUAUAGCAUACAAAGAUAUGUUAUUCUUCGACGAUGAGGCAAGGAAUAGAAAUGUCGAAUCCUUGGGAGUCAAGAUGUGUUUAGUGAAAGAUGGUGUUAACAAGGCUGAGAUAAACCGAGGGAUCAAAGAAUGGAGGCAAAUGCAUGGCCAUGAAACGUCUGGUUCAGAGGAUAAGGCUGGCAGCGCAUCCAAUACAUAUAACGAGGAGAUGGAUGGUGAAGAAUAGAUAGAAAGAUCAGAUUUGCUUAUGGAUUUGUUGGAUUGGGUAUUGCUUCGGAGUUUGGUACAUAAGAGCCAUGGCAUAGAUACUUUAAGAAGUAGAAAUGGAGGGGCAGAUAGGGUAAAUGCUUG